AUGUGCGCGGACGAGGACCCCCUUGCUGUUGAUGAGCAUGCGGCUCAGGACGACACCGAUGCUGACUCCGCCAUUGGAGACGACAAUGCUAGUGAUACUACAUCUCUGAGAUCGAGUAUUCUGAGAUACCGCGAGGAAAAUGGCAGGACUUAUCACGCUUACAAGGACGGAGCUUAUGCACUUCCUAACGACGAGAUUGAGAACGAACGACUAGAUCUUCAACAUCAUCUCUUUCUGCUCACUUUCGAUGAAAGACUACACGCAGCCCCCUUGCCCAAAACGCUCAGCCGUGCUUUUGAUGCGGGCUGUGGCACUGGAAUCUGGGCCAUCGAGUUUGCUGAUGAGCAUCCCGAGUGCGAGGUCAUUGGCGUCGACUUGAGUCCGAUUCAGCCUUCGGCCGUUCCACCCAACGCCUCCUUCUACGUAGAUGAUCUAGAAGAGCCAUGGGAGUACUCCGACAAAUUUGACUUUGUCUUUGCUCGCUUUCUUACAGGCUCCAUCCUCGAUUGGCCUAAGUUCUUCAGCGAAAGCUACAAGAACCUCAAUCCUGGAGGCAGAAUAGAGAUGAUCGACAUCAUCUACCCUCUCCUCUCCGACGAUGGCACUCUGACAAAAGACUCAGCACUGUCCAAGUGGUCAGAACUACUCCACCAUAUCUUCACCAAGAACGGCCGUGGCAUGGAUAGUGCGUUGAAGUACAAAGAUCAACUUGAGGCAGCUGGUUUUGUAGAUGUCAACAUUGUCAAGCGCAAGUGGCCCUUAAGCAGAUGGCCCAAGGAUCCCAAGCAUAAGCAGAUUGGUAUCUGGGCCCAGCAGAACACUCUAGAUGCGUUGGCGGCUUUGAGCCUCGCUGUCUUUACACGCCCUGAUGGUCAGGGUGGACUCGGCUGGAGUAAAGAAGAAGUCGAGGUUUUCCUGACAGAUGUGCGGAAGGAUAUUAAGAAUGUCAACAUUCAUUCAUACUGGCCAAUGUAA
This is a messenger RNA of Fusarium mangiferae, 975 nucleotides long. RefSeq lists its product as uncharacterized. The transcript has 11 exons. Gene Ontology annotation, molecular function: methyltransferase activity. The record is from RefSeq and is a predicted model, not a curated record. Bases 1 to 975 code for a protein of 324 amino acids. NCBI's taxonomy places the organism in Eukaryota, Fungi, Ascomycota, Sordariomycetes, Hypocreales, Nectriaceae.